Amphibalanus amphitrite is the source of this 6870-nucleotide messenger RNA. RefSeq names its product E3 ubiquitin-protein ligase UBR2-like. Gene Ontology annotation, biological process: protein ubiquitination; ubiquitin-dependent protein catabolic process via the N-end rule pathway. Gene Ontology annotation, cellular component: ubiquitin ligase complex; cytoplasm. Gene Ontology annotation, molecular function: zinc ion binding; ubiquitin protein ligase activity. The transcript has 28 exons. NCBI's taxonomy places the organism in Eukaryota, Metazoa, Arthropoda, Thecostraca, Balanomorpha, Balanidae. The record is from RefSeq and is a predicted model, not a curated record. Bases 476 to 5767 code for a protein of 1763 amino acids.
GGUCGGCAGUCGGUGCCGGUCGGCCUCCGCGUGAGGUGGGAGGGUGUGGGACAGCCGACCGGCCGAUCGGGCGGACCCGCGGCGGCUUGGGGCGUGAUCGGGAGAGAUCGAGACGGAUGGAUAGACAGACGAAAGAUGAAAGUGUUUAGGUCUCGUGCGGAUUGCAACAAGAACUGUUUAUGCCAGGGUCUGGUAUGAGCGUGGUGCGUCACAAGUCAAUGUUUUGUGGCCGGCAUUUGGAUAUGUUGCAACGCCGUGUUUUUCCCGAGUGAUGACGGUAUGCUCUGGUGUUUUGCAGGCAGCAAGGCUACCCUGAGGUCUACUCGGCCUUGAGCUGGACGGGAGUGGUCGCAAGUCCGUCAUAAACUGGUCGUGAAUGUGUCGUGAAUUUACCGUGAUUCGACCCUGAGUGGUCCGUGAGUGAGCCGUGAGUGGACCGUGAGUGGGCCGUGAGCCAGUCGUGAUUCGUCCGGCCAUGGCGGAGGCUGACUACCUAGCCACACCCGUGCACGAGUGGGCCCAGCUGUUCGAGCGGCAGGCGCUCACUACCGAGCUGAUUCGGGAGUUUUGGAAGGAGUCGGUGCCUCGUCUCACUGUCCCCCCGCCGGCGGCUCCCGUUGAGGAGCAGACAGCGUUCGAGGACCAGCGCCACCGCCUGCUGCUGCGGCCUCUGUCCAGAUUCCUCCUGGGAGAUGACGCCGUCGACGGAGAGGAGUCGGCCCCGCCGCCGUCGCAGGUCUGUGGCAAGGUGUUCAACAACGGCGACCCCACGUACAGCUGCCGCGACUGCGCGCAGGACCCCACCUGUGUGCUGUGCACCGAGUGCUUCCGACAGUCGGUCCACAGAUACCAUAGGUAUCAGAUGUGCGUCUCUCAGGGUAACGGCGGUUUCUGCGACUGCGGCGACUUCGAGGCGUGGAAGGGUGACCCAACGUGUUCCUCGCAUAAACCGCCGCCUCCUGAGCAGCGGCCCACAGAGGCUUCCCCGGAGCAGGCCGGCAAGGCGUCCGUGCUCUUCAGUGCUGCUAUGCAGUACAUGCUGAGCGUGUUCGACCGGGACGCCAGCACGCUCAAGAUCGUUCCGCUCGAGCUGGACCUGGGUCGAGAACACUACCCUGCACGCAACCAGCGCUACGCCACCAUGGCUUACAACUUCGGCGUCACAGCCACGGACAAGGUGGCCGACACGGUGGCUCAGGUGACGCCCUGCUCGCAGGAGGAGGCCAGGGCAGCGGCCACCGCGCUGAAAAAGGAGGGCGCCGCCAUACUGCUCUAUAAUGAUAUCACGGGUUGUGACGAGCUGCUGAAGCGUCUGAAGCCGGAACAGUCGCGUAAGCUGCGCCGUGCCGAGCUGCACGUGGUUCACGCGCACGUGGCGGCGCACCAGCUGUUCACGCUGCGACUGGUCCGCCACCUGCGGGAGAUGCUGGAGCGCCGGCCCACACUGCGGCCUCUGUUCAACACGGUCAUGCAGCAGACUGUCGGCGGCUCGGAGCUGAUGCCUUCCAUGCUGGAGCGUGUGAUGGCCUGUGAUGGCAGACAGUGGAAACAGGCCAGGCACGAGACGCAUCUGCUCCUCAUACAGGGCAUGCUCAUGGACAUGGAGUCGAAAAAGUACUUUGCACAGAUGUUCACGGCCCGGUACCGGGAGCAGACGUUGGCGUCCCUGCCGAGCAGCAUGCAGGACCAGAUCACCGUGCAGGACCUGUCUGUGCAGAUCUACACGGUGCCCUCGAUCGCACACCACCUCAUGGCAGAGCAAGACGCCCUGGCUGUCGUCAUCGGGACACUGGUCGAUGAGCUACGCACGCAUACACACGGCGGUCAGCUGGUGCUCCGACCGGUGACCUCCGACUCGGCCGCUCGGCGCCGGUUCGAGUGUGUCAUCAGCUGUCUCACCGACGCCAAGUACCUGCUGAGCGUGGUCCCGCCGACUCAGUCGGAUAAACUGCGUGCCGGAGUGCGCCGCGGGCUGGACAUGCUGCUCGAGCUGCUCUACUUCUGUGAGGGCAUGGAGCCGGUGGUGCGCGCCCAGACGGCCCACGUGCUGUACGACCCGCAGUACGAGCUGCAGAUGACGCUGUCGUUCAGUCUGGCGCCGCUGGUCAAUCAGGUGCUCGAGUGGUGCGCCUCCGAUCGACAACUGCUCGUCUAUGCGUACAGUGCCGUGCUCUCCAAGCUGCACUCGCGCCUGCCGCCGGACAAGUACUUCCAGCGGUGUGAGGUGCUGCGGUUCGGGCGCCGUCUCAGUGUCAGCCCUCUGUCUGUGAUGACAAUGCCCGUCAGUCUGGAGUUGCCGCUGUCCAGACUGCUCGCGGGGCUCCAUCUACAUUUGGCGGCGCACGGCCUGAGUUACAACAGCAGCGAGUUUGCCUCACUGGAGGACCGCGUCACUCCAGCCCAGAUGCUGGAGCGGCCACUCCGGGCGCUGGUGGUCGAUGCCCAGGUGCAGUCUGGCCUGUGGCGGCGCAAUGGCCGCUGGUUGGAGAUCAUGUGCAGCUGGUACUCGCUGCCCGUCCAGGUGGCCGAUAUGCGCGACAGAGACCUCCAGGUGGCGCAGAUCUGUGCGUCUCUGAUGGACCCGGACGAGUUCGUAGCCACGCUGCUGUUCCGACAUGGAGCGGCUGACGCAGACGGAACGCUGGCUGGCGAGCACGGCGAGGCACUGCCGGAGGACGACCCGGAGGGCGAGCGGCGUGAGCACAUGGACAGCAACAUGGCCGACCUGCUGCUGCUACUGCUGCACGUGUUCGCCGAGCGCUACCAUCCGGGCGUCGGCCAGGUCACCAAGGAACAGUGCCUGGAGAAUGAGGUGAUCCAGUUUCUGUGCGUGAAGCCGAUGACCCACUCGCAGGUGGCCAAACAGCUGAGCGAGGCCGACAGCGGCAUGCUGGAGGCGGCUGUGAAACGCGUGGCCGACUUUGCCACCCAGCAGGACUUCCGGGGGCAGCUCACCUAUCAUAUCAAACCAGAGUACACACACCGGUACACCCCGAUGUGGCACCACUUCUCGCGUCACUACCGGUCCCAGUCGGAGCAGAGACUGCGGCGGCUGCGACGACAGCGCGGCGAGUCGGCCUGUCUGCCGCCGCCGCCGGCGCCGCCCUUCCAGCCGGCGCUUCGGCCCGCCAGAGCCAUCCUGACCUGUGACGUGACGCUGCAGGUGCUGCUGCAACAGCUCAACAGGAUGUUUGACGCGCCGUUCGCCGCCUCUCUGGAGCUGAUCCUGCUCCGCUCCUUGUUCCUGAUCGGCACGGCGCUGAACGAGGAGGAACGUGAGGCCAACACCGACGAGCCGGAGCCGUUCUGUUUCUCCGGGCCGGCGCAGCGGGUCGGGCUGGUGGACGUGCUCCAAAAACUAGUCGGUAACCCGCGCGUCAGUCCUCACGCCGACCUCUUAGCAUGGGUGAACGCCAAGCUGAACCGUCUGCUGGGCCGAACUGCAGCCGCCUCAGACAGCCAGGCGGCGGCCUCAGAGGACGCCGGCAGCGAGCAGAAGCGCCGCCGGGCGAAGGCGGCCGCCCUGCGCUCGCGGAUCCUCGGCCAGAUGCAGGCGCAGCAGAAGAAGUUCAUCUCUGAGAACAUGACGGCGCUGACCGAGCCGGAGGAGGCGGAGCCGAGCGGCGCGCUGUCGGCCGAGCGGGCGGCGGCCGUCACCGGGUCGGCCAUGGACCUGAGCGAGGGCGCCGAGCCGGACCGGUGGCCCGUGUGUCUGGGCCCGCGGCAGUCGGCGCGGCCGGCCGCACCCGCCGAGUACACGUGCAUCCUGUGCCAGGCCACCGAACAGGUGUCCAGCACGCGGCCGGCCAUGGUGAUGGCGGCGUUCGUGCAGCUGUCGACGGUGCUGUCUCGGGACCGGGCGUCCACGGCGGCCAACCCGGUGCUGUACGUGCCGAGCUCGCUGCACCGGCUGCCGCACACCUCCAGCUGCGGACACGCCAUGCACGCCGCCUGCUGGCAGCGGCACUUUGACAGCGUGGCGCGAGACAGACGCGCUCACCCCAGAGUCCAGUACCUGUCGUCGUUCGACGUGCAGCGCCACGAGUUCCUGUGUCCGCUGUGUCUCCGUCUGAGUAACACAGUGAUACCCGUGGUGGCCGAGUGGGGCGGGGCGGCGCCGGUCCCCGCCACCGCCGCCACCGUCGACCACAUCGACGUGUGGCUGUCGGGACUGAUGGUGGCCUGUGGACCGGUGCGCGGCGGCGGUGGUACCGAGGAGGACCCGUGCUCGUGCUGUGACCCGGACUGGGCCGACACCCUGACAGCGGCUGUCGGCUGCCAGCUCACAGAGAGGGAAAGUGCCCAGUUCCUGGCCGUCUCUCGGCUGGGAGUUCCGCCUCCAGAGACGCACAAGUCCGCGCGCGACAUGGCCGGGAGGUUCUUCCAGUCGGCCUAUUCGGCGGCGCACCUGUCGCGGCCGGCCGAGCGCGGCGAUCGCCGCCAGGUGGCUCUCCAAACCUGCGUGUACUCUGUUCACUGCGCCGAGCAGCUGCUGCGCGCCGCCGAGCGGCCGCUGCUGGCCGAGGACAGCUGGCGCGCCCACCUCUGUCUGCGCCAGGUGGUGCGCGUGUGCGCCACACUGGCGCCGGGCGCCACCGGCCUGGAGCCGGCGCGACACCAGUGCCUGGCGCUACUGCGCCACCUGCUGCUGCCCGACGCCGACACACCCACUGCGGUCGACUUUGACGCGUUCGGUGCGGUGGUGAUGCUCAGUAUGGGCCUGCCUACGGUGGCGGCGAGACGGGAGCAGGAGGGACUGCUGGCGCCGGCCGGCUCGCUACAGGACCUGCAGUGUGUUCGUCUCUCGCUGCUGCUGCACCUGGUGCAGAUCCUGCUGACGCUGGACGUGGCCGAGCUGACGCGCCAGCAGCCGAUGGAGACGGACGACGAGCCGGCCGCCGGUGACCAGGACGAGCAGCAGUGGCUGGCAGAGCUCUACACGCUCGUCCGCUCCGCCGCCGGCGUCGAGGUGGCCGACGUCAGCCCGCCGCUGCUGCGCCAGUACGUGUCCGGCGCGGUGACGCCGUUCCUGCGCUGCUGCGCGCUCUACUUUCACUUCCUGACGGGAGUGCGCGCGCCCGACGAGCUGCUGCAGCCGCUGCCGCUGGCGGCCCAGUACCCGCACCUGCUGCGCUACCUGGGACUCGACUCGCUCUGCGUGUCGCAGGCCAUCGAUUACAGCAGCGCCGUACAGGCACUGGUGCUCAGUUGGUGCCGCCAGCCGAGCCUGUCGUCUCGUCUGGCCGAGCUGCCGGCGCGUGUGAUUGUGCCCAACGGCGUCAGUCGACUGAUCGACCUCCCGCACGAGUACUCCGACCUUAUACUGCAGGCGUCGUCGUUCCAGUGCGAGUGUGACGAGCAGGAGCCGACGCUCAGUCCGGCGCUGUGUCUGGUGUGCGGCGCGCUGCUCUGCUCCGACCUGGCCUGCACGCGGCACCGGCAGACGGGACGGCGCGGUAUGGACGGACACGCCGUCUGCUGCGGCGCCGGAGUCGGUGUACUGCUCGUGGUGCGCCGGUGUAAACUGUACCUGCUGCACACCAAUGAGGUCACCACGGCGCGCACCGAGUCACCCAGAAAGGCGCUGUACCCGCCGCCGUACGUGGACCGUUUCUGCGAGCCGGACCAGGGACUGCGGCGGCGUAACCCGCUAACUCUCCACCGCGAGCAGUACGACAAACUAAACCAGAUGUGGCUGGCGCACGGCGUCUGCGACAGCGUAACUCGCUACCUGGAGGAGUACUCGGCGGGCAUGAUUCUCGACUGAGAACCCUGUGGGAGCUCCGGUGAGUAGCCUGAGAGUUCUUGGUUCCUGAAUAGCCCCAUUGGAGACCCGCCGAGGAGUUUGAAGAUUCUCAGUGGAAGAGUUGGUCGAAGUUAAGGGUACUUUGUCUUUAAUGGAGCUGUGUUGAAUGGAGAGUGAGAUGUAUGUUGAGCUGGUAACUCGUUACGUGGAACCCUGAGAUGGAAGACCCCCGAUGCCCAGCCGGAUUGAAAAGAAGAGACAGGAUACUGGCAGCAGGCUUUUACUUUUGUGUUGGAGAACAGGAGCUUUGUAUUUUGGCCGUCGUUGUUUGAGACCGGAGAGUAUUAUGCUGGCUGCUGUUUGAGACAAUAGUGGCAUAUCCUGCAGACCCUGUUUUUAAGACAGCAAGUAUCUGGCUACAGGGCUGCUAUCUGGAUCGGUUUUGAGACGGCAGAUCUGGCAGAUAUCUGGCCGGGUGAGUCGCUGAUCCAGCAGGAGCUGAAGUGCCGUAGAGCUGGCGACUCGUGAGGUUUCAGACAGGGUGUGGCGAAUGAGAGACGAUGGUGCUAUGUGAAUUUCAGAGACCCCUAUGGAGGAGGUGCGCGCGAUGACUUGUGAAGCUGUGCUAAAGCUGUGUGUGUUCAGGUGACCGAUUGUCCAUAUAGGUACGUAAUAUUUGUGAAGAUUGUACAUAGGAUUCACUGUAACUUGGUGUUCUUCGAGAUAUUGCCCGAAUAUUUGUGAGGAAAUAUGUAUAUAGUUAUUGUACAUUGUGUCCAGCGAGAUAUUAUAAACGUCGAGUUGCAGGAGCGAAACGAUUUGAAGCGUAGAUCUAAAUCAUGACCCUUUACGUUGGCGGUUAAAAGUUCAUGGAUCGGUCACCAGGAUGAUCUGUCUUAGUUUGUGCUGCCAAUCCUGCGGCGAAUUCAAAGUGUGUUCAUACAUACGGAGUCGAAAUUUCCCGGAGUUGUCUGGCCGGAUUACAUUUACCAGUUGGUAGCUAUGGCCCACGAUUUGAUUCAAUGUUGGCAUCAAGUACAUUAGUGGUGAACUACCCAUCCUCGCUGUUUGAAGCCCUGUGGCUGUCUGUGUCUGUGGAAAAAUACAUUGUUCGCUUGUGAAAA